AUGGCAAACCCUCUGGAGAACCCAUUCAAUUUACUAAUUGUGAAUGCUUCGUCCCGCCAUCGGGGCCACAGCUCCUUGAUCGGGUUCUGCAACAUCCUCCUUGUCGAUCCAUUAUUGGGGCCACGGCUCCCCGAUCGAGGUCCACGGCUCCUUCAUUAUUGGGGCCAUUAUGGGGCCACGGACAUCCUCCUCGUCGUUCCACUAUUGGGGUCACGGGAUCACGGCUCCUCGAUCGAGUUCUUACAUAAACUGUUCAUCAUCUCCUUCAUUUCUGUGCUACAUUCGUUCCUGUUUGUUCAGCAGCCAAAUCCUUCCAAGUUCUUGAUGAGCUCCACAAAAGCAAAGAAAAUCAUGUCGACGCAAAAGAGAGCUUUGCCUUCCACUUCUUCAGAUCAAGCAAGUCUACUCAAGAGGCCACGCAACGCUCGAAAGAAUCAAACAUGGCACUGGUCCGAGGGGAAUCUCAUGCCGAGGAGCUGGUUGACAGAGGACGAUGUCCGGAGAGUGGUCAGGGAAGAGCUGGAGCGUGCUAAAUCUGACUUGGCCGAAUACCGUCGAAGUCCACAAGACAGCCAUUGUUCAAGGUGUAGUUGCAUUGGGGAUGCUCUCAAAGAUGAUGUACAACAGGCAUGCUCAACAGAGAAUGCUGUUAAAAAACCGGCGGAAGCAAUGGGGCUUGCAAACAUUCACCCUCCCCACCUUGCAAGGGCUAAUGUUAAAUCUACGGUGAAGAAUGAUGCGAGAAACUUACGGCUUCAACUUCGAAACAAACUCUCACUUCCUCUAUUUACUGAAAAGAAACUAGAAGGAGAGGGUGGUGCUCGCAUUUCCGUUGCAUUGAUCGAUGCGGAUACAGGGGAUGUCGUUACGUCAGGGCCAGAAGCCUCCAUCAAGUUGGACGUCGUCGUGCUUGAAGGUGACUUCAACAAAGACGAUGAGGAAAAUUGGGCUCCAGAAGAUUUUGAUAGCUACGUGGUUAAAGAACGAGAAGGAAAGGGGCCGCUUUUGAAAGGAAAGCUCCAAGUGAAGCUCAAGGCUGGUGUUGGGGAGCUGGGAGACUUGAUGAUUACUGACAAUUCCAGCUGGAAUCGAAGCAAAAGUUUCAGGAUAGGGCUCAAAGUGGCAUCGCGUGAUGGUAAGAGUACACGAAUCCGAGAAGCAAAAACAGAUGCCUUUCCUGUUAGGGAACGUAGGACACAAGGCGAGGAAUUUGAAGAAGCAAAAACAGAUCCCUUUCCCGUUAGGGAACGUAGGACACAAGGAUAAAAAACAUCAUCCGCCUCUAUCGGAUGAUGAAGUCUGUUGGUUGAAGGAGAUUGCCAAAGAUGGGAAAAUCUCACUAAACUGAGUAAAGCUAGAAUAAGGGCUUCCUUAGCUAAUUUGUCUCAAAACUUCACCUAAUAGCUUUUAGAGAUUUUUUAGUUGCAAAACAAGUUUUGUUUUGGCCUAUUGAUCUUGGCAUUACUGCAAUUUCAUCCUCUACUCACUUUACAGCAUACGAGAAACACUAUCCACCGGCAUCUGACGAUGACGUCUGGAGAUUGGAAAUUAUCGCGAAGGGUGGAUCAUUUCACAAGAGGCUGGUUGAUACAGGAAUAUGUAAGGUGGAAGAGUUUUUACGACGACUCUCCAUG
Molecule: messenger RNA, 1634 nt
Organism: Eucalyptus grandis
Lineage: Eukaryota; Viridiplantae; Streptophyta; Magnoliopsida; Myrtales; Myrtaceae
Product: calmodulin-binding protein 60 C-like
Exons: 9
Coding region: 1-1266 (421 amino acids)
Biological process (GO): regulation of salicylic acid biosynthetic process
Cellular component (GO): nucleus
Molecular function (GO): calmodulin binding; sequence-specific DNA binding; DNA-binding transcription factor activity
Source: RefSeq, a predicted model, not a curated record